Molecule: messenger RNA, 309 nt
Organism: Phycomyces blakesleeanus NRRL 1555(-)
Lineage: Eukaryota; Fungi; Mucoromycota; Mucoromycetes; Mucorales; Phycomycetaceae
Exons: 4
Coding region: 1-309 (102 amino acids)
Source: RefSeq, a predicted model, not a curated record
AUGUUCUGGCUCACAAGCCCUUCAAUUCAUUGUUUUAGAUUAUCAGACAAUCUUAAAUUGAUAGUGCUCAGGAUGUUGCCAGUUGUACUUAACAAGGACAGCACCAUUAGUGUUGCCCAAUUUGAGAAGAAGAUUAUCUUGAUGACAGUAUCUUCGCGUAUGACAACUGUGCUAGUGAACAAACUGUCAAUUAUAAUUGGGCUGAAGUGUCUCGGAGACACUUUCGGUUUGGGUUGCCGCUAUUUCUUCCGGUUCAUUGCUCCUGGAAGACGAUGGUUUUGUGACCAUACGCGUGGUAGCUUUAUAUAG